Sphaerulina musiva SO2202 is the source of this 1632-nucleotide messenger RNA. RefSeq lists its product as uncharacterized. The transcript has 3 exons. The record is from RefSeq and is a predicted model, not a curated record. Bases 1 to 1632 code for a protein of 543 amino acids. NCBI's taxonomy places the organism in Eukaryota, Fungi, Ascomycota, Dothideomycetes, Mycosphaerellales, Mycosphaerellaceae.
AUGAAGUUCGCACUCGUCGCUUCGGCUCUGGCCUUCUCUACCACCGCACUCGCGGGUAGUCCGCCAAGCUAUGGUCAACAGUCUCCUGAGAACACACCACAACAGGAUCAAGGAAAGAGCGGCGGAAAGACGCCUCAGACCUAUGGCCAGACGCCUCCUACAUACGGCGGGUCUCCUCCUACCUACGGUGGCGCCAAGUCCCCUGAGGACACACCUCAACAGGGCCAAGGGAAGAAUGGAGGCACUCCUUACUCUCCAGAACAAGGUGGCAAGACCCCUCCUACCUACGGCCAGACUCCUCCCACAUACGGCGGAACCCCUCCUUCGUAUGGACAGAAGGGCAACGAGAAGUCUCCUGAGAACACACCUGAACAGGGUACGGGCCAGAAUGGUGGCAAGAAGCCUGUCACCUACGGCCAGGCACCUCCUUCGUACGGCCAGAAUGGCGGCGUAAAGUCCCCUGAAGACACACCUGACAAAGGCCAAGGAAAGAAUGGAGGCACUCCAUACUCUCCAGAAAAAGGCGGCAAGAAGCCUGUCACCUACGGCCAGACACCUCCCACCUACGGCCAGACUCCUCCCACCUACGGCCAGAAUGGCGGCACAAAGUCCCCUGAGGACACACCUGAAAAGGGUAAAGGAAAGAAUGGAGGCACUCCAUACUCUCCAGAAAAAGGUGGCGACAAGAAGCCUGUCACCUACGGCCAGACACCUCCCACCUACGGCCAGAAUGGUGGCGCAAAGUCCCCUGAGGACACACCUGAAAAGGGUCAAGGAAAGAAUGGAGGAAUUCCAUAUUCCCCAGAAAAAGGCAGCAAGCCACCUCCUACCUACGGCCAGACUCCUCCCACCUACGGCCAGAAAAAGCAGGACCAAGGCAAAACCGGCGACAAACAGGACCAACCAAUGACCUACAACAGCGGCAAGACUUCCUCUUCUCCUCCAGACUACUACGGAAAAGGAGCACACGGUGGCGGCGGUUGGCAACCACACGGCCCUCAAUGCUGCAUCGAGUCUGAAGCGCCAUCAUACGGAGGUGCCCAGGGGGGAGGAGCCACAUACGGUUCUCAAGGACAGCAGUGUAUCACACCCGAGGAAGGUCAAGAAUGGCUGGAGAAGUUCAUUUCGAUUCUUUCACACACGACUCCCGAUAUUGACCAGACUGCGAACGAGUUGAUCGCGGAUCAGUAUUUGGAAGUUUCGAACUCGAUUUUUUCGCUGCAGGGAAAGAAGCUCAGCGUCGAAAGCGUCUCUGCACCAAACAAAGAAGCCUAUCUCCAAGGCAUCACUCACACCCCCCCAAUCCAAUCCAUCCAAACCAAAGACAUAAUCAUCGGCUGCGACAAACUCGUCUGGUCCUGGAGUUUCGGCCACGUCGGAGCCGGCGUGUAUCCUCAAAACGGCAUCAACAUUUUCCAUCUCAUUCGCAACGCUGGACAAUUGCAAGCCGAUCGAUUGGAUUUGGAAUUCGAUAGUAUUGCGUGGGGUUUGAAUACUGGUGAGUUGGAGAGUGUGACGUAUGCGAAUGGGAAAAAGCAGGAUGCUGCGAUGAAGUUCAAGGCUGGGCCGGAGCAGGGUGCUGCUGCUUCGUCGAGCGAGGGUGAGGGGGAGGAGGAGGACUCGGAAGAGUAA